AAAAUACAUCUCGGGUCUAGUUUUUAUACUCUUGUAAUUUCUACAUACCAAGUUCACCAGCCGAGGGCAUAGUUCCUCCGUGUUUUUAACGGUUGAUCUGUUAACUUUGGGAUUGCCUUUUUGUGUGGAUCCGACGAUCAGAGAGCGAGAGGGAGAGAAGGGUAGGCGCGAGAGGGGAGCGUGUGAGUCAGAGAGAGACGGAGGUGAAACGAAAAGCCUCCAUGUUUCAGCUGCCUAUCUUGAAUUUUAGCCCCCAGCAGGUUGCGGGGGUUUGCGAGACUCUGGAAGAGAGCGGGGACAUUGAGCGCCUCGGUCGCUUCCUCUGGUCUCUGCCCGUCGCCCCAGCAGCCUGCGAGGUCCUCAACAAGAAUGAGUCGGUGCUUAGGGCGCGGGCCAUCGUGGCCUACCACACCGGGAAUUUCCGAGAACUCUACCACAUUCUGGAGAACCACAAGUUCACCAAAGAGUCUCACACUAAACUACAGGCCCUGUGGCUCGAGGCGCACUACCAGGAGGCAGAGAAGCUGCGGGGCCGCCCGCUAGGGCCAGUGGACAAAUACAGGGUGCGGAAGAAGUUCCCUCUACCCAGAACGAUAUGGGACGGAGAGCAAAAGACCCACUGCUUCAAGGAGAGAACCCGACAUUUGUUACGAGAAUGGUACUUGCAGGAUCCUUACCCUAACCCGAGCAAAAAGAGGGAGCUCGCGCAAGCUACUGGACUUACUCCCACACAAGUGGGAAACUGGUUCAAAAAUCGUAGACAAAGGGAUAGAGCGGCGGCUGCGAAAAAUAGGCUACAACAGCAAGGGAUGUCCCAAGGCUCGGUUCGGUCUUUGGCAGAUGAUGAUGGAACCGUCGAUCGACUCGGUCCCGCCUCUAGUCCCGAGGCUAGUUUGUCAAGCAAAGCCGCCACCUCGGCUAUCUCGAUCACUUCCAGCGACAGCGAAUGUGACAUCUAAUGGCGCACGAGGCAGUCCAGAGGAGGGAGAGGAUAAAUUCACAGGAGAUAAAUAAAGGAAAUCCUAAAAGACAAUCUAACAAAAAAACAGUCAGUGCCUGCGUUUGAAUUUAAAGAAACUGGUCUUCUUUGAUGGCUGCCAAAACAUGAGGGAUCUGACGGAAUGACCUGUCUUAAAGCUAUACUUUCUUUUUUGUUGUCGUUUUUCCGCUAUGGGUGGCUGAAGCUAAUACAAGCGGACAGAAAAUGUAAAGAAAAAUCAUAUUCAUAUUCACAAUCCCUUUUUAGGGAGGACUAAUAAACCAAUGCCUCAAGAUACAACUAAAAAUGAAGAAAAAAAAUACAUUUGAGCGCCUAACCUGCUAUUUUCUGUGGGUAUUUCAUGUUGAAAAGACGCUGUAAUAUUUUUACUUUACUUUUAAAGUUUUAUAAAUAAUGUUUAUUUACCUAUUUAAAUGACUGGCUCUGUUAGAAUGUGAUAUUAUUUUGCUUGGUGUUUUUAAUAUUUACCUUGUGCACAGGUGAACCCGUUGAGCAUGUGCGCUUUAGUAAACAUGUGUUUCAGUAAAAACGUUUUUUUUUUUAAAGAAGUAAAGAUAACUUAAUAAAAUAAUUGUUUAUCAAAAGAACAAAACAUCAGUUUUUUUAUUCUCAGAUUACAACGAUUGAGAAUGGUGUUUGCAGUUAUUGUAUCACUCGAUUAUUACUUGAUAUUACUAGGCAAUCUAGUAAUUUGCCACAAUAAAUUAGAUUAUAGUUUUGGGAUUUGGGACGAUAUUUACAAUAUGAUAUCUGUGACAGAAUAUUUAAAGUAUCGUCCUAUGAUAGGCCUAUAGUGUGAUGCAGCGUUCUGUAUGUAUAAUUUUGUGCCUCUGCGUUGCCCUGAUGAAGUGGUCUCGGUUAUAUAUCUGGUUAUUUCAGGCAUGUUAAGUUAGUAGAGGUGCUGACUAACGGAGAGUGAACUGUAGUAGGCUAUACAAAUAAGCAGUCGCACAAUAAGCUCCCAGAAAUAUAUUGGAUAAAUCAACGUUUCUGCAUCACAUUGUGAGGGUGUACGUACUUAACUACCACAUAAGCUACAGAUCAUCAAAUGUGGACUCUGAGUGAGAUUUUUUUUUUGUAAGUUUAUAAUGCCACACUUUGUGCCGUGACACGUUCUCGACAUAUAGCCUAAUUGACCAACAACAUGCUUUGCGUCAUGUAAUACGGCAUGACAGCCAGAGGUCAGAGAAAGGCCGGCUCACAAAACGAGACAGUCUCCCGGAGCAAAAACAAAUUGUCCUACACAACACCAUAAUAUGAAAUGCGAUCUGGCUGACGGAUGUGCAUGGAAAUACAUAGGCUUUUGUCCUACAUUUUAAUCUCAAUUGUGCUAUUGUUGUGUAUUUCAAAUUAUGAUUUUGUAGACUAAACCUAUCACAUUUAAUUUAGAUAUUUGAAUCAUCGAUUUCUAGCUGAGGCUAAAACUUAUCAAAGAAUUGCAUCUGCAUGGGAUGCGAUAGGCUACUAUUCGAUCGUGGAUCUAUUCUAAACCAUAUUUCCUAUUAUCGCGGAAUGAAUGUUUGAUAACCUAAUGUCUGCCACGAUUAGCCUAUACAUCUAUGGCCUAUUUUUCAAAAUUAUAUUUCAUUUCAUGGCUACAAUGAUAUCAUGUUAGCAAAACUGGUAUUUGAAUAGUCUGUUAUUUAUAUUUGUUCAUUAAGGGUUCAGUGAAAACAACGUUUUUAAGAGUAGACCUAUAGGCAUAAAGGUUUGUACCAGACCAGUUAUGGCGGGCUAAAAAACGUAAUGGCCAGAUAGGCCAUUUACCGCUGGCAUACAUCCCUGGUUCUGAUGAAUUAAUGCCUAUUCAUUAGAACGUAAAGACGAGAGUUAGCUAUUAGAACGUAAAUAUGAGGGUAAAUGCAUAUGUAGGCCUUCAUCUGCUGUAAAAAAAAAUGUCCGUCCCUCUUUCCGUGCGCUUAUAUGAUGUCAGUCCAAAUGAGCAUCGCAAAUAAGAAAUGAAAAACACAGAAGUGCUGUUUUUCCAACGGAUCCAGAGUUCUGGGUUGGGGCCUACACCUGGGUUUUCAUCCAAUUUCCAAUGAAUUAAACUAACCAGUGAAAGGAACAAACUGUAUUUCUCUGAACGUUUUUCAGCUGGAACAACACAGAAGUCAAUGCAGUGUUUCGUUUUUGGGAUAAAGAGGAAGCAUGUGAGGGGACGAAAAGGGGCGCUUUGAGUUUCUUUCAAAUGAUGGGGACAAAAUGGCUGAAUAUUUCCGUUUCUAUUGAAAAUAAGGGCGACCAGGGGGAUGCAUGAAAAGGUAUUUGUAGCAGUCAAUAAGGUUGUCAAACUGGUCAGCGGUAAUCAGCACUAAUGAUGAGGUCUAGGGUCCCCGCGUGAACAAAGGGGCGCUCCCAAUGUUUUGUGAGCGGAAGCAACACGGGUUCCCCUUCAAAGAAUGAACUGCAGUCAGGGUAGUCUGCCAGGGGUACGGAAAUCAGAACGUUUGUGUAGUGUGUGUGUGUUUGGCAGCUGCUGCAAUGUGAAUUCGUGAGUUGGGCGAUUAAAAGGAUUUAAUGACCAAUUGAUUGACUGUUUUCUGACUUGUACGUUUGCAGCAGUCAUAGCACGUUAAUUGUGCUUCAAUAAACACGUCGAACAUUUUGAAUAAUAAAGAAAAGGCUUCUACGUUUUGUAAAAUAUGAAACGACGUUGGAUAUACCCGCGAAGCGGGUUAAUUUGAAAGACCUUUGUCUCUCAUCCUUUUAGACCUCUAGCCCUUUAAUAUAUUGGUAACAUUAUAUCUUCUGGAUUUUUGUGUGUAUUUUUUAAGCCAUUUAAAAAAAUUAAAGCAGGUGCAACACCAAUUUCAAUGUAGCCUAUGUGUCCAUCAUAAUAUGAAAGAAGGUUCUCCUUCUCUUGAACUCCGAUCUCUCUAUGCUGUUGCGACUUUAUUAUGAUCGAAUCUGUCAAAGGAGUUCAGCAGUGAUAGCUUUCACUAUGUGAUGCGAGCUGGUGUCAGCACUAACAGUGGGCUAUGUCAAUGUGUACUAUUUCUCCUGUAGCAGUUAGGUCUACAUGAUAGUGUCUGGCUAUCCACCACAUACUCUUGUCUUUAAUAAUCUAUUUUUUAAAGUAGUAAUUGUGAUUGUAAGACCACGCUGUAGCCUAAUAUACAACGAGACUGUAAUAUAGGCCAACCUACAACUUCUCCUUUGAUUGGUCUGGAAUAUUUUUUUACUCCACUCUGCUUCCUGUUUAA
Molecule: messenger RNA, 4206 nt
Organism: Oncorhynchus keta (chum salmon)
Lineage: Eukaryota; Metazoa; Chordata; Actinopteri; Salmoniformes; Salmonidae
Product: homeobox protein SIX6
Exons: 2
Coding region: 222-959 (245 amino acids)
Biological process (GO): eye development; regulation of transcription by RNA polymerase II
Cellular component (GO): nucleus; transcription regulator complex
Molecular function (GO): DNA-binding transcription factor activity, RNA polymerase II-specific; RNA polymerase II cis-regulatory region sequence-specific DNA binding
Source: RefSeq, a predicted model, not a curated record